AUGGAAUGGACAAAACGUUUGUCCUCAAGUGAUAGGAGCAAUGGAAGUGGCUUCCCUACAGCCAAAACAGCUACUGCCGAUAUUUUCGGGGCUGAUUUUGUUGCCAUGAAUAUUACGUUCUCGGGAUAUCAGGAUACCUUAUGUGCAAACAAAGGGCAUCAAUUCUAUCGUGAGUGUGAGAUCUAUGGGACAGUGGACUUCAUUUUCGGGGAUGCAAAAGCUGUUUUCCAAAAUUCUAUCAUCUUCGCGCGUACACCCCUCAAUGGGAAACAAAAUACUAUCACGGCUCAAUCAAGAAAUAGUCCUACCGACAUAGGAGGAUACGUAUUCCACAAUUGCACCAUUAGAGCUGCACCCAACUUGCAGGGGUGGGUCAAGACCUACUUUGGCCGACCGUGGAGAACCUACUCGAGGGUGGUUAUAAUGCAGUCGGAUAUUCAUCCACUUAUCGAUCCCAAAGGAUGGAUGAAUUGGGAUGUCACUAAACUGGUGCAUAAUCUAUAUUAUGCUGAGUAUGAUAACAGAGGUGCUGGAGCAGACACCUCUAGGAGGGUCGGAUGGUGCAAGUUGUUACAUACUAAAGCUGAGGCCAAUCAAUUUACUGUUAGGAAUUUUAUUAAGGGAAACAACUGGAUUCCUACCCAAAUUCCAUACUUUCAAGAUCUGAUGUGA
Messenger RNA from Impatiens glandulifera, 672 nucleotides. RefSeq names its product putative pectinesterase/pectinesterase inhibitor 38. The transcript is spliced from 3 exons. The record is from RefSeq and is a predicted model, not a curated record. Gene Ontology annotation, molecular function: pectinesterase inhibitor activity; pectinesterase activity. The coding region runs from base 1 to 672 and encodes 223 amino acids. Gene Ontology annotation, biological process: cell wall modification. NCBI's taxonomy places the organism in Eukaryota, Viridiplantae, Streptophyta, Magnoliopsida, Ericales, Balsaminaceae.